AUCGUCGUCCACUGCCUACAGCAACAGCAACCAACAAACACACGCGAAGAGGCACACAUCUCCGCCUUCGUGUUCCUCUUCUUCUCUCCUCCUCCCCCCAUCCAUCCAUCUAUCGCACCACCUCCCCCGAAAAAAUCCCACCAAUACCUCAUCGCCUUCGUCCCCUUCCUCGCUUCCACGCCAAAAGUCGUUCGCUUUUCCCUCCCUUCCUUCCCCCCCGUCUCCUUGUGGGUUUUGGGAGGGGUGGUUCCUCGAGGUGUAGGUGGGUGGCGCGCUGGCUUCUUCUUGGCCGCGAGGGUUUUAGGAGGUUUCUUGAGGGUUUUGGAGUGGUGGUGGUGGAGGAUUGGAGUUGGGGUCUGAUGCGAGUGGAGUGAUGAUGAUGUGGCCUUUGGAGAUGGAGGAGGGGUUUGUGGCUCUCAAGAGGACGGAGCAUGUCGAGGUGACGUCCUUGGCGGUGGCGGUCGAGGCGACGCCGUCGGCGAAGGGGGGAAAGGGGAAGGUUGUGGUGGGUGGUGGUGGCGCCGGCGGCGGCGUUGGGCCGACGAGGGUGAGGGUGUUCUGUGAUGACUUCGACGCGACGGACUCGUCGAGCGAUGAGGAUGAGGAGGAGGUGACCGCGCGGCGGAGGGUGAAGCGCUACGUGCAGGAGAUUCGGUUACAGCGCGCGGCGGCGGUGGCCGUGCCGCCGGUGAAGGUGAAGGGCGAGGAGGUGUUCCCGGCCGCGGUGUCGGCGAAGAUGGCGGAGGCCGCGAAGGCGAGGGUGGUGUUGGCGGCUGGGAGGAAGAGGAAGGCCGGCGGGGUGGACGGCGCCGAGCCGCGGUUCCGCGGCGUGCGGAGGCGGCCGUGGGGGAAGUACGCGGCGGAGAUCCGCGACCCGUGGAGGCGGGUGCGGGUGUGGCUCGGCACGUUCGACACCGCCGAGGAGGCCGCCAAGGUGUACGACACGGCGGCCAUCCAGCUACGCGGCCGCGACGCCACCACCAACUUCAACCAGUCCGGGGACUCGGCAAGCCUCGACGUCCCACCCGAGGUCGCCGAGCGCGUCCCGCAGCCGCCGGGGGCGUCCAAGAACGCCUCCCCGGCCACCUCCUACGACUCCGGCGAGGAAUCCCACGCCGCGGCGGCCUCCCCAACCUCCGUCCUCCGUUCCUUCCCUCCCUCCGCCGUCGUCGCGACCGCCGACACGGCCAACAAGAAGCAGCCGCCGCCGCCGCCUCUCGUCGUCCGCGAGACCGACGAGUCGGUCGACGUCUUCGGCUGCUCCUUCUCCGACGACGGCGGCUUCGCCGGCGAGCUCCCACCUCUCUACACCGACUUCGACCUCCUCGCCGACUUCCCGGAGCCCCCGCUGGACUUCUUGUCCAACCUCCCCGUGGAGCCCUUCUCCCUGGCUCCCUUCUCCAGCAACAAUGGGUCACCGGACCUCCACCUCGACGACGCCCCAUCGCCGGCGGCGGCACAAGUGGACGACUUCUUCCAAGACAUCACCGACCUGUUCCAGAUCCCCGUCGUCUAGUGCAGCAGCAAGAACUGUAAAACACCGGAUUAGGAGACUAAUCCGGCCCAAUUUUGUUUGCGUUUUCUCUUUUUUUUUUCUUCUUUAUUUUUUCGUUUUUAGAGGAGAGGAGAGUUGAGUUAAUGAUUCCCCGUCAGUCUAGCUGCGGCAGAACACCCACCACCGCUUCGUCAGGGGGGAAAGCCUUGACGAGGCGAGAGAGAUGAGAAAGUCAAAAGAGAGGCAUAAAACGAGAUCAAUGUUGUUGGGGUUAUGGUUUUUUUGUAAACCAUCGAGAAAAUUAAGUUAUCGGUAAUUAGCAAAUACUACUACUAGUAUCAUCAAUCUUGUUACCAGUAA
Messenger RNA from Oryza sativa Japonica Group (Japanese rice), 1855 nucleotides. Its product is annotated as ethylene-responsive transcription factor CRF1. Gene Ontology annotation, molecular function: DNA binding; DNA-binding transcription factor activity. Lineage: Eukaryota; Viridiplantae; Streptophyta; Magnoliopsida; Poales; Poaceae. The record is from RefSeq and is a predicted model, not a curated record. Gene Ontology annotation, biological process: regulation of DNA-templated transcription.